AUGGGUGUCGAUCUCAAGGGCCUCUUCAAGCCCAAGGCUGAGCAGCAAGAGCACUCCCAGGCCACCACGCCUUCAAGAUCCGACUCGACUGCGGAGAAGGACAAUGGCAUCAUCGACGACAGCCCCGUCAAGUACCUGACAUGGCGAUCAUUCAUCCUGGGUGUCGUCGUGUCGAUGGGUGGUUUCAUCUUCGGUUACUCUACUGGUCAAAUCUCCGGUUUCACCACUAUGGAAGACUUCAAGAUGCGUUUCGCUGAACGCCAGUCUAACGGCGAAUACACCUUCAGCAACGUCCGCAACGGUCUGAUCGUCGGUCUGCUCUGUAUCGGAACCAUGAUCGGCGCCCUCGUCGCUGCUCCCAUUGCAGACCGCAUUGGCCGCAAGUUCUCUCUGUCCUUCUGGUCCAUCAUCCACAUGGUCGGCAUCAUCAUCCAGAUCGCCACCGACUCCAACUGGGUCCAGAUCGCCAUGGGCCGUUGGGUCGCCGGUCUCGGUGUCGGUGCCCUUUCCAGCGUCGUCCCCAUGUACCAGUCCGAAGCUGCCCCCCGCCAGGUCCGUGGUGCCAUGGUCUCGGCUUUCCAGCUGUUCGUCGCCUUCGGCAUCUUCAUCUCCUACAUCAUCAACUACGGCACUGAGUCCAUCAAGUCCACUGCCUCGUGGCGAAUCGUCAUGGGCAUCGGCUUCGCCUGGCCUCUGAUUCUCGGUCUCGGUGCUCUUUUCCUUCCCGAGUCCCCCCGUUACGCAUACCGUCUCGGCCGCGUCGACGAGGCCCGCAAUGUCAUGGCCAAGCUGUACGGCGUUGAGCCCAACCACCGCGUUGUCGUCCAGGAAAUGAAGGACAUGAAGGACAAGCUUGAGGAGGAGCGCGCCGCCGGCGUUGCUCCCUGGCACGAGGUCAUUACUGGCCCCCGCAUGCUCUACCGUACUUGCCUCGGUAUUGCUCUGCAGUCCCUGCAGCAGCUGUCCGGCGCCAACUUCAUCUUCUACUACGGAAACUCUAUCUUCACCUCCACCGGUCUCAACAACUCUUACGUCACCCAGAUCAUUCUCGGCGCCGUCAACUUCGGCAUGACCCUGCCCGGUCUCUAUAUCGUCGAGCACUUCGGUCGUCGCGCUAGUCUGAUGGUCGGCGGUGCCUGGAUGGCCAUCUGCUUCUACAUCUGGGCAUCGGUCGGCCACUUCGCCCUCGACCAGGCCAACCCUCAGAACACCCCCAAAGCCGGCAGCGCCAUGAUCGUCUUCACCUGCUUCUUCAUCGCCGGCUUCGCCACAACCUGGGGCCCCAUCGUCUGGUCCAUCUGCUCGGAGAUGUACCCCAACCGCAGCCGCGCCACCAGCAUCGGCAUCGCCACCUGCGCCAACUGGACCUGGAACUUCCUGAUCUCCUUCUUCACCCCCUUCAUCUCCUCCUCCAUCGACUUCGCCUACGGCUACGUCUUUGCCUCGUGCUGCGUCGUCGGCGUCCUCGUCGUCUUCUUCUUCGUCAACGAGACCCAGGGCCGCACCCUCGAGGAGGUCGACACCAUGUACGUCCUCCACGUCAUCCCCUGGAAGUCCGCUUCCUGGGUCCCCGACGAGAGCAUCGUCCGUGACCUCCACCCUGGCUCCGACGUCAACAAGACCGAAGGCCAUGGGCAGGCCGAGCACGGCGAGGAGAGCAGGCCUGAGCCUCUUGAGAUUCGGGAGUAG
Aspergillus mulundensis is the source of this 1689-nucleotide messenger RNA. Its product is annotated as sugar porter family MFS transporter. The record is from RefSeq and is a predicted model, not a curated record. Gene Ontology annotation, cellular component: plasma membrane. Gene Ontology annotation, molecular function: carbohydrate:proton symporter activity. The transcript has 2 exons. NCBI's taxonomy places the organism in Eukaryota, Fungi, Ascomycota, Eurotiomycetes, Eurotiales, Aspergillaceae. Bases 1 to 1689 code for a protein of 562 amino acids. Gene Ontology annotation, biological process: transmembrane transport; carbohydrate transport.